AUCGCGCUGUAGGUCAACCUACCUGCCCCGACCGCCAUUACAGGUUCUCGCCCAUCCCUCGAUGCCUCCAGACGGCGACUUCCCUGGGCACAUUGAUGUUCCUGUCAUGUCUGCCCCAGUCUUGGGCAGAACGACACAGCAUUCGGCAGCCUGGGAAACGAUAUCAACACGCAAGAUCACGGAUCGCGAGGCUAUCUUGGCACGGUGGCCGGACUGGCACCUAAAGAAGCAAGUGCCCGACUCUGCCCUUGAUGUCUCGUCCCUGCCCGUAUCUGGGCUUACGCCCCGCGAGCGUGAGAUCGUCCAUCACGACGCGACGUCCUUAGUGGAGGCCCUUCGCGAGCGCCGAUACACUGCGGUGGAGGUUACACGGGCAUUCUGCCACGUCGCGACCAUCGCGCAGGGCUUGACGAACUGCUUGACCGAGGUCUUCUUCGGAGAGGCGCUCGAACGCGCCACAGAGCUCGACCGGCACAUGCAGGAAACGGGCAAGCCCGUCGGGCCCCUGCAUGGUCUGCCAGUGUCCAUCAAGGACCACAUCCUCGUCAAGGGUCGCGACACUGCCUCGGGCUACGCAGAAUGGGCGUACAGGACCGUGUCCGACAGAGACGCAGUCGCGGUUGCAAUCUUGCGUAAAGCGGGUGCUGUGCUCUACGUCAAGACUGCGAACCCACAAACGUUGUUGGCUUUAGAGACAAACAAUAAUAUUUAUGGAAGAACGCUUAACCCCUUUAACCGCAAACUAACUCCUGGUGGAAGCAGCGGAGGCGAGGGUGCGCUCAUAUCCGUGCACGGCAGCCCCUUGGGUAUUGGCACAGAUAUUGGAGGAUCAAUCCGCAUCCCUGCAGCCCACAUGGGCCUGUACGGUCUCAAGGGCUCUGUCGCCCGCAUGCCACAUGCCGGCUUGUUGGGCUCUCACGAUGGGAUGGAUGCUAUCACUGGUGCUCUCGGACCUAUCGCAACGUCUGCGCGGGAUCUCGCCCUGUUCUGCCGGGUCAUGCUGCAAUAUCGGCCGUGGCUGCUCGAGCCGCCGCUUAUCGAGAUGCCGUGGAGACAGGAUGUCGUCGACGGCGUGGAUAUCCCCAAUCAACUGUGCAUCGCGAUACUAUGGGACGAUGGCGUCGUCGCGCCGCAUCCGCCCAUUCUUGACGCUCUAAAGCGAGCAAAAGAUGCCUUACUCGCAGCCGGACAUGAGGUGAUAACUUGGGAACCCGUUGGGCAUCAGGAGGCCUGGGACCUUAUUCUCAAGCUCUACUUCCUUGACGGUGGCGCAGAAUACCGUGAAACCCUUGCGCACGACCCACCGGUGCCACAGAUUGAGUGGAUGAUGAGCCAGGUACCCAACGACGGCGCGCCGUUCUCCGUCGCAGAGAUCUUCCGCUUGAACUUGGCACGGGAGGCCUUCCGAGCGAAGAUCCUCCAGCAUUGGAACUCAACCGAGGCCCGCACCAGGACCGGACGACCCGUCGACGCCGUGCUCAGCCCGGUAGCGCCGACGCUCGCGCCUCCACACGACACCACUCGCUGGUGGGGUUACACGUCGUAUUGGAACCUAAUGGACUACUCGGCCGCUGUGUUCCCCGUGGGGCGGCUCGACGCCGAUGAAUACCGGGCACGCGACGUCUCGGCGGACAUCGUGUUGCCUAGCGAUUCCCGCAAUCCUACAGAGGAGUUCAUUCGGGCUCAGUGGGCCCCUCAGACGUAUCACAACGCAGCGGUGAGCCUGCAGCUGAUUGGUCGCCGGCUAAAUGAAGAAAGGGUUCUGGGAAUGUUGCGCAAGGUGGAGGAUGCAUUACACUCAAGCCAUUGACGGGUCAAGGGGAGGGUUAUGCUAUUUUGAGUAUCUCUGUAAUAUUCUGCCACUUGACGUGAGCGAAGAAGAUAUCUCCAGCAGAUG
Molecule: messenger RNA, 1897 nt
Organism: Phanerochaete carnosa HHB-10118-sp
Lineage: Eukaryota; Fungi; Basidiomycota; Agaricomycetes; Polyporales; Phanerochaetaceae
Exons: 6
Coding region: 62-1810 (582 amino acids)
Source: RefSeq, a predicted model, not a curated record